CUCUGGCGUCACCUCUGGCUCGGGACAGCCGCUGCCGUCACGGCCGGGACCUGUCCGAGCCCCCCAGGGAAAGGCCGCGUUUGGGACAAGAGAAAAUUACCGCCCUGGCUUGCGCAUUUGUCGAGAAGGGCCCAGCGAACAGUUAAAUAAAUGUUUAAAAGCAGUAAAAUAUUAGCACAUUGUUAUACGAGAUAAAAAGUGAUACUUGUGCCAAAACAAUGCAUUUCAUUGCCUCCAGCGUGUAAAAAUCAUUGUCCAUGAAUCAGCAGAUGUUUUGGUUCUUGAGCAUCCUCAGUCAUAUCAUCUACUGUUUCCAACUUAACUUUGAUACCACACUUGAGAAACUAGAUUUACUGAAUUGGUUGUUUUAUUACUGGGACAUGUGAAAAAGCCUCUGGAGCUAUAAAAACUCUUCAUGAUUUUAUGGGUCCCUGUCCUAUGAGAAUCUUACCUGCAGUUUGCAAAGGGGAAAUGUCCUGAAGAUGGAUGGGAUGAAAGCACCAUUGAAUUGUUUCUUCAUGAACUUGCUAUAAUGGAUAGCAAUAACUUCCUGGGCAACUGUGGUGUUGGUGAGAGGGAAGGAAGAGUGGCGUCAGGGCUUGUUGCCCGAAGGCAUUACAGAUUGAUCCAUGGAAUUGGAAGAUCAGGUGAUAUUUCUGCAGUACAGCCUAAAGCUGCAGGUUCAAGCCUUUUGAACAAACUUACUAAUUCAGUAGUUCUGGAUGUUCUAAAACUGGCAGGUGUCCGGACAGUGACCAGUUGCUUUGUGGUUCCUAUGGCAACAGGCAUGAGUCUAACUCUGUGUUUUUUAACAUUGAGACACAAGAGACCAAAGGCAAAGUACAUUAUCUGGCCACGUAUAGACCAGAAAUCUUGCUUUAAAUCAAUGAUAACUGCAGGUUUUGAGCCUGUGGUGAUAGAAAAUAUGUUAGAAGGUGAUGAGCUACGGACAGACCUCGAAGCAGUGGAGGCCAAAAUCAAGGCUCUUGGUGCUGAAAAUAUUCUUUGUGUGCAUUCUACAACAUCUUGCUUUGCUCCAAGGGUUCCUGAUAGGCUAGAGGAACUGGCUGUGAUUUGUGCUAAUUAUGACAUUCCACAUAUUGUCAACAAUGCCUAUGGAGUUCAGUCUUCAAAAUGUAUGCAUCUUAUCCAGCAGGGUGCUCGAGUUGGCAGAAUAGAUGCUUUUGUUCAGAGCUUGGACAAAAAUUUUAUGGUUCCAGUAGGUGGUGCUAUCAUUGCUGGCUUCAAUGAGUCCUUCAUUCAGGAGAUCAGCAAAAUGUAUCCAGGAAGAGCAUCUGCGUCUCCUUCUUUAGAUGUCCUCAUUACACUUCUGUCUUUGGGAACCAGUGGCUACAAAAAGUUACUGAGAGAGAGAAAGGAGAUGUUUUCAUAUCUUUCAAGCGAACUGAAGAAGCUGGCAGAUAACCACAAUGAGAGACUGUUAGACACACCACAUAAUCCCAUUUCCUUAGCCAUGUCACUGAAGAAUCUAGAUGAAACUAAUGAUGCUGCUGUUACCCAGCUUGGAUCUAUGCUUUUCACGAGACAAGUUUCUGGGGCAAGGGUUGUUCCCUGUAGGUCUGUACAAACUGUGAAUAACUACACUUUUAAAGGCUUUAUGUCACAUGCAAAUGAUUAUCCUUGUGCUUACCUCAAUGCUGCCUCAGCAAUUGGAAUUAAAAAACAAGAUGUUGAUGUAUUCCUAAAAAGACUUGACAAGUGUUUGAAGACUUUUAGAAAAGAAGCAAAGCAAGAAAAAAGUAUAAAUGAAAUAAGUGAUGCUAACACAGCCACAGAACAACUUGAAGACUAGAAGAUACAGAUUUAGUAACACUGGAAGAUAACGUUUUGUCAGAAGUAUGUCAGCUUUGUAUUAGAUUAGGACUGUGCAUCUGCACUGCAAAAAUUUAUUCUUGAUCUUAUAUUCUUGUUACUGAAAACAAUAAUAAAAAUUUGGGUGGAAUCCAGGUUUAAGAAAGUAGGUUAUACUUUCUCCAAGAACGAAGGACCAGACACAAGUUUUAUUGCAAUAUAUGAAAUGCACUUAAUAUCUGCCAAAGUACAGCUUUAUGUUCACAAAGACUUAGAGUUUGUCUUUCAAUCUGUAUCUGGCUAUUUGUACCAGUGUUUACUAAAUCACAGUGUGUUUAUUCACAUAUUUUGUCUAACAAUAUUGUCUGGGUUGGUGACUGAAUUCCCUCCUAGGUGUAGACCAUCCAAACAAUGCAUUUCUCUGCUCCUAAAAUUCUUUGGUUUUCAUCGGUGAAUGUGUUUUAGUUUCUUUUCAAAGAUUUAUGCAAAUGUUGGUAUAGCACUUACUAAAUACAGUGUUCAAACUGCAUGAGUAAAUGACAGAGUUGGAAUAGUAAUGUUUUUGAGGUGUUCUCACCUGUCAUGAACUACCUAGAACCAGUCAGCCUCCAGUGCCAAAAAACCUAGAGUACCUCAUAUCCUGUCAGUACUCAGGUCUUGAAAACAUUUGCAUAGUUCAGCAGCCCAAAAGAGCUUUAAUACUGAAAGUCAGGGGUUGUGAAGACGUACUGUCAUUGGGGAUUUUGGCUUUGUUUAUUAUAUUUUUGUUCUUCUCAUUUGAUAGGGUAGCCAGAUCAAAAACUCACUGAAAAGGAGGAAUGUCAUGUAGGAAUAGUGCAUCAGUUUUAAGAGCCAGUAAGGCCUGAGAGUAUUUUGGCAUUUUUAGUCUGUUGUUGAAAUUUAUAUACUUCCCUAUUUGUCGUGUCUCUUGUCAUUGGCACUGUUGCUUCUGUGGAUCUGUGCAGUUGCUGAUUUGAAUUCAUUAAGCAAACAAUAGACUCAUGGUCUGUUCCUCAAACAAAGGUUUUUUAUCACUGGAGUGACAGUGCUGCAGGUUGCAAAAUGUGUAGUUAUUCUUAAAUGUGGUUACUACAUUGUACAUAGCUUCUAUGUAAUUUACUGUUCAAAAUAAGCAUAAUGUUUAAAGACA
Molecule: messenger RNA, 2962 nt
Organism: Catharus ustulatus (Swainson's thrush)
Lineage: Eukaryota; Metazoa; Chordata; Aves; Passeriformes; Turdidae
Gene: SEPSECS
Product: Sep (O-phosphoserine) tRNA:Sec (selenocysteine) tRNA synthase
Exons: 11
Coding region: 533-1813 (426 amino acids)
Biological process (GO): conversion of seryl-tRNAsec to selenocys-tRNAsec; selenocysteine incorporation
Molecular function (GO): tRNA binding; O-phosphoseryl-tRNA(Sec) selenium transferase activity
Source: RefSeq, a predicted model, not a curated record